AUGAAAUUUCUUUUGCAAAAUGCGAAAAACUCGCUGACAAGGAGAUUUGAACAGCAACAGAGCGAGUCAACGUUCCAUUCGCUAGCUGCAUUAAGCCUCGGCGGUAUUCAUGCGUUCGAAAAGGGGAAACGUUUCCCUCCGGAAAUAUCAGAAAAGUUGGACGAAUAUUGGAACGCGUACAAGGUUCGUUGCAACAAGAGUUACGCCGGAAAUGUUGAAGCUGCGAGAAGAAUGGCUUGGGAAGAAAAUUUGGUGACGAUUUACAAGCACAAUUUAAUGGCGUCUGCCGGUCAUCACAGUUACACAUUACGCGAUAAUCACAUGGCGGAUCUUGGAACGAGGCAAUAUAUUCGAGAUAUGGUAAAACUAAUUCCGAGCCGUAAGCGGCGCGUAUCGAAAGAGCCAAUGGUCGGGGCGGUAUUGCACGAUCCUCGGCGCGUUCCGGCGAGGCUCGAUUGGCGCGACGUUGGCUUCCGAACUGGCCCGGAAAACCAGAAGGAUUGUGGCAGCUGUUAUGCGUAUUCGAUAGCUGGCAGUAUUCAGGGACAAAUAUUCAAGGAAACUGGUACGAUGAUUCCUCUCAGCGAGCAGCAGUUGAUCGAUUGUAGCUCCUCUACCGGAAAUUUGGGUUGUUCCGGAGGUUCUUUGAGAAACACGCUCAGGUAUCUCGAGAAGGCGAAGGGGUUGAUGGCUCGUGUUCAUUAUCCAUACAAAGGGAGACAAGGUGCGUGCCGUUUCCAUGAAGCUUUAAGCGCCGUCAAUAUUACUUCGUGGGCAGUGCUACCAGCACGCGACGAGAAAGCUUUGGAAGCUGCCGUUGCAACAAUAGGUCCAAUUGCGGCUUCGAUAAACGCCAGUCCAAAAACGUUUCAGCUUUACCACGAAGGAGUCUACGACGACGAUGCUUGUAGUUCGGACAUGGUGAAUCAUGCGAUGCUGAUCGUCGGAUACACGCCAAAAGAAUGGAUCCUGAAAAAUUGGUGGGGCGAUGGGUGGGGCGAAAAGGGCUACAUGCGGUUGGCUAAAAACAAAAACCGAUGCGGCAUAGCCAAUUACGCGGCUUAUGCAAAAGUUUAACCGUAUACAGUUGCAAAGAAUUACCCAAAAACCGACGCGACGCAAUUGUUAUUGUUCCGUUUAGCAGUUUAGCCGCAUGAAAAAAAUCGUUCU
Molecule: messenger RNA, 1170 nt
Organism: Dufourea novaeangliae
Lineage: Eukaryota; Metazoa; Arthropoda; Insecta; Hymenoptera; Halictidae
Gene: CtsL4
Product: cathepsin L1-like
Exons: 6
Coding region: 1-1077 (358 amino acids)
Cellular component (GO): lysosome
Molecular function (GO): cysteine-type endopeptidase activity
Source: RefSeq, a predicted model, not a curated record